AUGAGUAAUCUCAAGUCUCGUCUACAGGAUCUCGGUCCUUCAAUCACAAGGAUUCUUGAGAUAGCAGGAGCAGCGGGCGCCUCCAUUGGCGUAAUACACAAUAAUGAGACGCUGCACUUUGCGAACUUCGGCUACCGAGACGUCACGUCGAAGGUCUCUCCCGAUGAGCAUACGAUCUACCACGUCGCAUCGCUCAGCAAGAGCUUCACUGCCGCAGCAGUAGGCAUACUCGUAGACGAAAAGAAGUUGGCUUUCGAACAGCCAGUCUCGUCCGUCCUUGGAUCUUUGAAGCACCCCGAUCCAUCGAUACAGGACCAUGCGACCAUACUCGACUUCCUGUCUCAUCGAACAGGACUCGCUACAAAGCAGUCUUUGUGGGCACAGGACGGACAGGAACUACUCCUCAAGAAGAACGAUAGCCUUAGUAUCGUCUCGUACCUAGAGGUUGUUCAACCUCUAGGAACAUGGUAUAACUACAAUAAUUGGGGAUAUGAUGUAGCUGCUGCGAUUGUAGAACAGGCAUCAGGACAAAGCUGGGGGUCAUUUGUAUCCGAAAGAGUGCUCGAUCCACUCCAACUACGUCGAACAUUUGUCGAAGCAAACCCACCCGAGGACAACUAUGCCAUGGGAUAUAUGCCAGGACCAGAUGGAUCGCUAACACCUGUUGGAAGACCUACAAUCGCUAACGGAACCGUUCAACAAGGAGCAAAUGGAAUUAAGACGACAGCCUCAGAUCUUCUCCAAUACUACAAAACGAUCCUCCAUACCUGGAAGACAGAGGUUUCCACAGGCUCUUCAGACAUAUCGUCGCCUCUCAAGAACGUGAGGGAGUUGUUGACAGAGCACAUAUCAAUGGAUCCUAAGUCCGAGUUCAAGCAGUCGUAUGGGGCCGGUUGGGCAAUCGUCGAUCUGCCCUCACCAGUUGGCGCAAUCGGCACCAACGGCAUGUUUGUCGCUAACAUGCCGGUGCUUGGAAAAGGUACGGAAAAAAAGAAACUAUGGUAUCACAACGGAAGCUUGGUAGGGUUCUUCAGUUCCGUCCAUGUAAUUCCGGAUACGGAUACCAUCGUGGUUGUCUUGGUAAACUCAAUACCAAAGAACGACGCUCCUGAUUGGAUUGGCCAGCUUCUUAUCGAAGAGAUUCUGGGCAAUCCCGACAAGAACGAUUACAUCGCGUAUGCAGAAGAAAGCGCGAAUUCUUACGUGCGCAUGUGGCAAGAGCUGGAGGAGGAAUUCAACAAGACCAGGGAGCAAUCCAAACACAAAAGACACCUGGAUGAGUACGUUGGCAGAUAUUACAAUGUGCCUCGAAACUGGUACAUCGAAGUGACGUUGGAAGACGGCAACCUGUUCUUUAGCUUUCAAGGACUUGCUAGUCAGAAACACCAACUCCAUCACCACGGAGCGGAUUGCUUCAACUGGCCUCUUACCGAAAAGAGGUCGCGAACCCUUGGCCGCUGGCCAGAUCUCGAUGCCAGUACCUAUGAAUUCCGUUUCGAUACGAACGACGACGAUAAUAUCAUCGCGCUGAGAUGGGUGCACGAUCCUGAUAUUCCUGACGGCGAACAGUUCCCAAAAGUUACGGAUGCCAAGGUUCCUAACGAAGCCACGUAUGCGCAGGUGCCUGUUUCGUAG
Alternaria burnsii is the source of this 1635-nucleotide messenger RNA. RefSeq lists its product as uncharacterized. The transcript has a single exon. Lineage: Eukaryota; Fungi; Ascomycota; Dothideomycetes; Pleosporales; Pleosporaceae. The record is from RefSeq and is a predicted model, not a curated record. The coding region runs from base 1 to 1635 and encodes 544 amino acids.